CGCGGUGGCGGAGCGUUGACUCCCGGGUUUUUACUCGCCGGAAACAAUUCGAACUGUGAAAAUUAUUUUCAAGUGCGUUCAUCAUCGUUUUUGUGCUGAAAAAAACAUUUACCAUUGAUAUGAAAAGUUUGUUAAACUUGGAGUACAGUUAUUGGUGUCAGGAAAAACUUGAGGACUAAUGAUGUUAUCGUGACGAAGAACAAAUAAAUAGGGAAAAUAAACGAGUAUAGGGAAUCCGUAAUGCCCUACGUUUUGACACUCAAGUGACGGAUACAAUCAACGAAGAUUUUAAACAAAACUUGUAUUAUAUAGAGGGAUACCAAAGAAAAAUGUGUGCCAAAAUGUUCUUGUAUAGUUUCUCCUUAUUAUCACUUGUAAUGUCAUGGAUUGGAGUGUUCGCUGAAGAAGAGGUCUCUUCUCCAUUGCGAGUGGCACAAUGCAGAGCUACUUGCUUACAAAAGUUUGCGGCGCCGAAGCCUGGCGGGGAGUCAUCGUGUUUGCAAGGCCCCGACUGUUUUAUGUGUUGGGAAAACUGUGAACUUCUCCAGUCCAACUACCAAGUAUGGGGAGCCGUGUGUGAAGAAAAAGACAUUUGUUUUCCGGGUUGCAAAAUUGCUUGCGAAUUUCACGCGGAAGCUGCAAGAGCUGGGCAAACACAACCCGUGAUACACACGAAAGGCGAAGGGGUAAUGCGUGUAAGUGGAGCUCUCGCUCGUUGGCCCCCACCAGCGCCGCGAGCAUCAUCUCGACCUGUUCCCCUGGUGUACGUUGUCAUGCGUCGAGCUGCAGACGGACCUUGGCGUCAAAUCAUACAAACGCAAGCACUCGCUACACGGGUGCCGUCAAAUAAUGAAGGUGCUCUUCUCAGGGUUCUUGUGGUGGAUCCACAAGGCCUUGUAACGAUCUAUAGUCCAGAUGAAAACUGGGUCGCACACGACGCAAAUACAUCUAACCACGAUGAGCACAAGUGGACUUUAAAAGAGAUAUCCCUCAUUCACCAAAAAGUCUUAGUUAUAGGGGAAAUUGCUUGGGAGCCAAGAAUAGCACGUGGCGUUUAUCUUGUUACAUGGGAAGUUGAUGGCGGAGGCCUUAAAGGUAAUCUUUUCACUGACUCUACUAGAGUUACCCUGUCACUCUGGCCUGAUACAGUGUAUCACAUUCAAGUAGAGUUAGUAUCUCGUACUCCUGGCGUUGAUAAUGAAAGGUCCGAAACGAUGACAAUUGACACGAGCCGAGCUCAGAAGGUUUCAACUGAGAGUGUUCAAGAUGUUCAAGUCAGUGACGGUGACCGUCUUAUGUCUGUGUUGGUUAGUUCAAUGAGAGGUGAACGUGUCACAGACCGGGCGCCUAAUUCAGAGUUGGUACUGGGGUGCCUAUCAGCUAUGAUAGCUUUCGGUCUAGCCGUAUUAGUGGCAGUUGUUUGGAGGCGACGGCGACGAGGUACAUUUCCAGGGACCAAUGUAUAUGUAGGUUCGUCUUCGGUUUUAAAACGAAAGCUUGUUGAAGAUUUUGUACCAGCGACGCAUUGUUUCCAACCAGUCUUGGCACCUGAAGCUCCCUCUAACGAGCAGGUGGCACGCGACGUAGUUGUGUGACGUCACAGCUUUGAUAUGCUGUCCGUGGAAGAUUGUCUCUUCAGUUCCUAAGUUUUCAGACGUUAUUUAAAAUGUUAAAGACAUCAAAGUGAACAGAAGAAAAUUGUGAUAAUAAGAUACUCAAUGAAGUGAAAGUUAGUAAGUGUUUUGUGGAUCGUGCAUUUUUAGUUGUGUUGCUAUUUACUAAGCGGUUUAAAUUAUAAAUUGUAAAUGCUGAUUUCAAAUUCGUCAUGUUAUUUUUGUUUUUAGGUUAGGUGAUUGUAAAAUAAAUUAAUUAUGGAUAGUAAAAAUGUAUUUAUGAAACACAGUAAGAUUAACACCACAAAAAUUAGUGUUGUACAUAAUGUCAAGAAAUAUUAGAAUUAUUAAUAUUAUUUCCGUAACUAUUAACUGAUUUGUAAUGCUUGUAAAUAGUAAGUGGUUAAUUAUUACAAUAAACGUUAUUGGACUUCUUCGAAUAAAAUCAUCGAAAGAGAAGCGAAAUGUUUUUGAGCACUCGGAAAUAAAACGUAUUUUUUUACAAAAAUAUUUAGCCGAUACAUUGAAGUACGAGCAACUCUUAGACGUAUUCGUUUCCAAAUGUUCUUUAAUGAUGUCUGACAGACAACUAGUCCUUGUAACAGUUUAGUUAAUAUAUUAGAUGUUAGCCAUAUUUUAAUAAAGAUACAUAUAGUUUCCAAAAGAUUCUUA
Molecule: messenger RNA, 2285 nt
Organism: Bombyx mandarina (wild silkworm)
Lineage: Eukaryota; Metazoa; Arthropoda; Insecta; Lepidoptera; Bombycidae
Source: RefSeq, a predicted model, not a curated record